Messenger RNA from Endocarpon pusillum Z07020, 561 nucleotides. RefSeq lists its product as uncharacterized. Gene Ontology annotation, molecular function: ATP binding; ATP-dependent protein folding chaperone. NCBI's taxonomy places the organism in Eukaryota, Fungi, Ascomycota, Eurotiomycetes, Verrucariales, Verrucariaceae. Gene Ontology annotation, biological process: protein folding. Gene Ontology annotation, cellular component: nucleus; cytosol. The coding region runs from base 1 to 561 and encodes 186 amino acids. The record is from RefSeq and is a predicted model, not a curated record. The transcript has a single exon.
AUGGCUACCAACAGCAGUUCCUACCAGGAGGCCGCCCUGACCUUACCCGACAUUGAACUUGAUGACCGUCUUGGAAUAGAGAUCGAUGGUGGAAACAUCUACUUGGCUGCAUUUGACAAGAGGACCUCCAAGUCGAUCUUGCUUCUUAACGAACACGACCAAAUUGCUACACCAACAACCGUCGCUUUCGUGGACGAUGAGAUUCUUGUUGGAGAGUCAGCGUCUAGACAACUUGACACCAACGCUGAGAACACUUUCAGGCAUCUCGAUCAACUGCUAGGUCAACUUUUCGCGAGUGGGGUCAUUCAGGCCUAUGUGAAAAACGAGAAACAUGUAGUCGUUCAGCAAAACAAUCGUUGCCUGCUUCGCAUCCCAAAUCGCAACAAGUGUAUGUCGCCGGAGGACCUCAUCGCACUCAUGCUGGCCAAGGUCACUCAUGUCGCCGCAACCAAAUACAACCAUACCUUUCAAUCUGCUUCAUGGGCCUUGAGAAUUAGCGACUCGUGUUCUGUAAGAAGAAGUCCAAGCAUGUGCAGAGGCUGCAACCCUUGCUGGUUUUAA